UGUGACCAUAGCCAGGAUGACGCACUCAGUCUCAAACUGUGGCCAUUCGAACCCGGAAGUUUGGAGCUUUAGAGCAUUGCUAUGUAUUUUGGUCGCAAUAGAUCCAGCAAUACAAUGGCGGUAGUUAUUUUAUGGUAGAUUGAAUGGAAUUGUCAAUAUGAAACAUCGUCUCGUAAGUCUGGCUAUCGCUGCUAUGUGUUGAAUUUGUAUGGAAGGCUAAACAAUAUGGAAAGACAAGACGAGGACUCAUACACGAAUAACCUCAUUGGGACUCUGCUGGCUAUUUUUGGCAACGUGCUUGUCAGCAUCUCCUUGAAUAUUCAGAAAUACGGUCAUGUAAACAUCGUGGGAGCAAAAGACCCGCGUGUUUUCUACCGUACGAAAACCUGGUGGUUUGGUUUUUUCCUCACCUCUUUGGGUGAAGGAGCCAACUUUGUCUCGUACGCCUUCGCCCCCCUCAGUCUUAUAGCACCUCUCAAUGCUGUCUCCAUGCUCACAAGCUUCAUUUUGGGUUUUAUUUUCAUGCCCGAGAAAUCCAGGUCGAAGGACUUUGCGAAGCGUUACGGCCUGUCCUUCCUGGGUGCUGUCCUCGCCAUCGGAGGGGUGUACCUCUCUGUGGCCUUUGGACCCAACUCGCAUGAAAACCUGACUGCAGAAAUCAUUGUGAGACACCUUGUCGGAUGGCCUGUUCUACUUUAUCUGGUGCUGGAGGUCAUUGCAUUCUGCCUGCUUUUAUAUUUUUACAAAGAGAGAAAUGCAAACUACCUCAUUAUUGUCCUGCUUCUGGUUGCUUUGCUAGGUUCAGUCACAGUCAUUACAGUGAAGGCCGUCUCCAACAUGCUGGUUCUGACCAUGGAAGGCUCCAUGCAGCUUGACUACCCCAUCUUCAGCGUCAUGUUUGUGUGCAUGGUGGCUACAGUCAUCUUCCAAGCCAGGUUUCUCUCCCAAGCUUGCAAGCUGUACGACACAUGCCUCAUCGCCAGCGUGAACUACAUCCUCUCCACCAUUUUUGCUGUAUUAGCAGGAGCCGUGUUUUAUUUGGAGUUUAAGAAUGAAGAUGCCCUUCACAUCAGCAUGUUCUUGUUGGGGACUGCUGCAUGCUUCUUGGGGGUCUUCCUCAUCACCAAAAACCGGAAGAGGAGCAAGACCUUUGAGCCUUAUGUCACUAUAAAUAUGAGUAAUGGUGUCCCAACCAUUCACAGUACGAGUCCCGAGGCCCCACCUAACUUCAGUGGCACUUUCUCUUAUGGUGCUCUGGUCAAUGACUCAACGUCUUCCACUCAUCUGCCUGUCAACGUGGAGCAACCUACUUCUAGCACUAGAGUGCCUAACGAGGCUACUGGCGGGAAGGAAGAUUAGCACUUCAAAGGUUGACCUUUCUCUGACUUGUGCGUACUUUAAAGCUAUGAUUCCCAUAGAAAUAAUCUGUUCCGGGGUCAAACCCUUUUUUCCUGCUCAGAAGGACAAUCUUGAAAAUAUAUUUGAAUGGUGUUGGGUACAAACAUGCUCAGGACCACCAAAAACAAUCUUGAAGGUGCUGGAUUGUAAACCGGUACAAGUGAAUGUGGGAACAAUACUUGAUACUUAAAUGCCUCAAAUUUUUUUGCUUUGCUUAUAUAUAUAUGCUGUUAAGUGCUUCCUCUUAUGACUCAUAUCUACACCUUUUGCCAAAGUUUACUUUCUAAAUGCAGGUGUUUGUGUUAAUAUUCUCCCUUUAACUCAUCUCCAAAGAGCAGUGUUCACUCCAGGUUUGCCUCUUUUUGGGGGGUUUGUAUUACUACCUUUUUGAAUGGGUCCAAUUAGUUGUUGAAAAUUCCUUAAUUUAUUGUAUUUAUUCAUUUUGAAUUAGCAUUUGUGCCUUGAAGAGCAGCAUGACACUGGAUAAAUUAAGAUAAAGGUGCACUAAGUUGAAGUUGUAUCAAUAAAAAUAUUCUGUUGAAAAUCAUUUUUGGCUGCAGGUGUUUUUUUAAUAAUAUUUUUUGUUGGACUACAUUUCUAAUGAAAACCAACAAGAAUAAAUACAAUA
Doryrhamphus excisus (bluestripe pipefish) is the source of this 2026-nucleotide messenger RNA. RefSeq names its product NIPA like domain containing 3 (gene nipal3). Gene Ontology annotation, biological process: magnesium ion transport. NCBI's taxonomy places the organism in Eukaryota, Metazoa, Chordata, Actinopteri, Syngnathiformes, Syngnathidae. Gene Ontology annotation, cellular component: membrane. The record is from RefSeq and is a predicted model, not a curated record. Gene Ontology annotation, molecular function: magnesium ion transmembrane transporter activity.